AGUAUCUAAACUGUCUUCUCGACUCGUGUCAGAAGUCAGAAGUGGUUAGAAGGCCAUAUGUCUAUUUCUAACAAUACUGUGCCGUCAUCCCUAGCAAUGCGUUAAAUAAAAUUGUUUACUUUUAUUUAAAAAUUAGUAUAUGAUAAAUUUAUCUGUGUAGCAUUUUUUAUUAAUAAUAAAAAUGACAUAUUUAAGUUCAUGGGAAGAAUUUGAAAAAGGUGCCGAGAGGUUAUAUCUUCAAGAUCCACUGAAGGCUCGGUACACAAUGAAGUAUUGCCAUACUAAAGGUGUCUUAUGUCUAAAACUUACAGAUAAUCGAACAUGUCUACAGUACAGAACAGAGAUAGCACAAGAUUUAAAGAAGAUGGAAAAAUUUAUAGGAAAUCUUAUGAGGCACAUGGCUUCUAAAGAGAGCUAAAUAAGGGACUAGAUAAGAUUAGGGACACUUUUUUAAUCAAGGAUUAAAAGUGCUGCGCAUUUAAUUCACUGUUUAUGUUGUUCCAUUUCAUAAGAUUCAGCGACUGAUGGGAUUAUAGAUAUUUAAUUUGAAUGAGGUAUAAAAAACUUUCUUAAAUAUACAAUAUGUGCAUAAAUGUCUAUUUUUUAUUUAUUUAAAGCUUAAUGCUCAUUUCGGGCGGUUCCGUUGUCUCCUUGUUAAAGUUCUGAAACAGUACAAAGUUAAAUGUAUCGUAGUACGAACGAAAAUCGAUGUGAUAAUAAAUUUUCCAAACAAAUUAUUCUUAGAAUUUGUACGAAAAAAACCAGUACUUUCCAGAAAAUGUAAUCAUCUAAUUCCAACAAUAAGAAGAAUACUUAGCAGAGUAUAAUGCAAUUGUUAUUAAUGAAGCCAGAUUCAAUUGUAAUUUGUAACUGAAUAUUAUUAUAAGAGAGAAGCACGAAGCAAUGAAAAGAAGCACUUACGAUAUAAUGGGCUGAAGAACAGCGUCCAGAGUAGUAUCAACAGGAGGGUAGAUUUCUUGAUUUGAAGACAAUUCAUAGCGUACCUCUCCCCCUAAUUGCAUUUGCGGCUAUACCAAACAAAACUAUUUUACUAAUUUACUAGGCAGAAAAUUUUAGAAUACAACACACUACAUUCUAGUAACAACAUUUAUUAGAAUAUAAUAAAAUGCUGUGACUAGCAAAGAAAGAAAUAGCAAGCCUUAACCACGUGUACGUAUUUGUAAAUAAGCGCUUAGUAUCUCUAAAAGAUUUUUCUAUAAUGAGUGCAAUUUUAAUAAAGAUGAUUUUAUAUCGGUGAUUCAAAAUCAUGAUUAUCUUUUAUUCUUUCUCAGAAGCAAUAAGCUUAAACUACAUAAAGCGCAAAAGUGUUACUCAUUACUUAAAAUAACGGCAUAAAUAAACGAAGAACAUAUAUGAAAUGUAAAAGUAAUGAGUUUCACUGGAAAACAAAUGAUUUAAGAAAUAGAAGCGUAAAAAUACGUACUACACGAGUAGGUUUAGCGCUGUCGACAGAGCUUGAGCAGCAGCUUGAAAAUUCCUGCGGUGUACUUUCCCCGAGACCACUGUCCACGUUAUUUCCUAUCAAUAUUCUGUUGUUACGAAUAUAAUAAAAGUCCUUCCUCAUAUUGCACUCGCUCCUACUACCGUCGUAGUACUUUGUCUCGAUAUGACUCGGCCUUGUUGGCGGCAAAUUAUAACUUCCGUCUCGACAAUGUUGUAUCACUCUUCUGUUUCGUUUGCCAACGGAUCCGAUUGUUCUGAAAGUGAUUCCUUGACAGUCUUCGAUAUCACGUCAAAUUUCAAGCACAUCCCUGAUCGGACAAAACCAUUCCGACAUCGAUGCAAUACACGUUUUAGUUCACCAAACGUUCAAACAAUUGUUAAUACACACUACGAGCCAUAUACAUAUAUUGCAUUCCUUAGCGAUACAACAUUUUUAUUCAAAUAACAAUGCUAAUUUUCACGCAAACAACAUGUUCCAUUCGUCAAUCAGUUUUGUAAGUUCGCCAAAUAAACAUAUGUAUUUCCAGGUCUACAGUAUUUUAAGAAUACCUAAAAAAAUAAAGGAUUAAGGAAUUCGAACGAACUGGCACAAUAAAUAAACUUGCAUCGAUCGUUGGGAAUCUAUGAGAAAUACUUUGACACUCCCAGAUACCUAUAUUUGUACAACAAGUACACACGGAUGCAUGGCACACAAAUAAUACAUAAAACACGUACAAAUGCUACGAUUUUUAAGUCCUUACUUCCACGGAAUAGCAACGAGUAAUUUCCAUGGAAUAGCAGAAAGCAUCAGUGGGUGCCAGCCAGGAAAUAAAUAAACAGGUGCGACAAGCUGUUAAUCUCAUCGAUUUAUUAAGGACCUAUCAUGCUUCAAAUAAAUAAUAGGGGGCAUGCUUAAGAUCACGUACAUGCUCUAAAUAAAUUAAAAAAAAAAAAAA
Messenger RNA from Osmia lignaria (orchard mason bee), 2399 nucleotides. RefSeq names its product signal recognition particle 9 (gene Srp9). Gene Ontology annotation, cellular component: signal recognition particle, endoplasmic reticulum targeting. Gene Ontology annotation, molecular function: 7S RNA binding. Gene Ontology annotation, biological process: negative regulation of translational elongation; SRP-dependent cotranslational protein targeting to membrane. Lineage: Eukaryota; Metazoa; Arthropoda; Insecta; Hymenoptera; Megachilidae. The record is from RefSeq and is a predicted model, not a curated record.